This is a messenger RNA of Rotaria sp. Silwood2, 1413 nucleotides long. The record is from the annotation of a GenBank genome assembly. NCBI's taxonomy places the organism in Eukaryota, Metazoa, Rotifera, Eurotatoria, Philodinida, Philodinidae.
AUGACUUUAUCUGAAGUCUAUGUGUAUAAUGAUGCAAAUAAAGUAAUUGACGAUUAUGAUGAUCAACCAGCGAAUUUUGGUCCAUCAAUUCCAUCUAAUGGACUAAUAGGAUAUGUGACAUUAACAAAUCCAAAAAAUGCAUGUACUAAAGUAGCGCCACCACCUAAUGUUCCGACACCUAAAUAUCGUUGGAUUGCACUUAUUCCUCGUACAAAAUCAGAGGAUAUGUGUGAUUUUGAUCUUAAGGUACUAAAUGCGCAAAAUGCAAAUUUUAGUGCAGUUAUUAUUUAUAAUUUUGAAGAUGCACUUAUCACAAUGGGUCCACACGGAAGAGAUAUACAGAUACCAUCAACAUUAAUAAUGUAUUCUGAUGGAUUAUCAAUUAUCUCAAAUUAUGUAUAUAAUGAAACAACGACAAAUUCAACUGCACAGUUUCAUGUAAAAAUUACUACAGAACAGUUAUUUAAAUUUGGUGCUUAUUUAAUACCAUUUAUUUGUAUUAUUAGUGUGUCAUUUUUUGGUCUUAUUGGUUUUAUGUUGGUUAAAUGUUAUUUACAACGACGUCGUUUACGUCGUCAUCGUUUACCACGUUCAGCACUUAAACAAUUAAAAAUAAAAAAAUUUGCUAAAGGCGAUCAUUGGGAAGUUUGUGCUAUUUGUUUAGAUGAUUUCGAAGAUGGUGCAAAAAUACGUAUAUUACCUUGUGAUCAUGCUUAUCAUAUGAAAUGUAUUGAUCCAUGGUUAUUGAAUAGUCGACGUCAAUGUCCAAUAUGUAAACGUUAUGUAUUUCCUAAUCAUGAUAAUUCAGACGAAGAAGAGAAUACUGGUCAAGCACCUACAGAACAAACACCAUUGAUACAACCAUCUAAUGAUAAUACAGUUCCAGUUCUUUUAAGAACUCGUCUAAUAGAUGUUGGCGCUCCUAAUUCUAGAACUGCUAUUAACGAAUCAUCAAAUACUGAUGAUGAUGACGAUGAUGAUGAUGAUGAAUCGUCACUAUUAAGACAAAUAACAACAACAAAUCAUAUAACUACUAAUGAUCUUGUAUUCAAUCGCCCAUCAUCGAGUUCUGAAAAUUAUUCAAAUUCACAAUUACCACAUGUUGCUUUACAUGAAUCAAGUUCAGAAGACACCGACAAUAAUACAACAAGAACUACAACAACAUAUGAAAGUCUACAGGAUUCUAUAUCAACGUCAUUUACAACACCGCGUGCUGCAAAUUUUUUCGUUGGUUCACCCGGUGGUACAACUGAUAAUACAAAUAUAUCAGCACAUUCAGUUAUUGAAAAUGUUAGUGACAUUGAAACCGAUGAUAGUGAUGAACGAAUGCAUUCAGUUAUAACUGAUGUUGAAAUAAAUCCUGCAUAUAUUCCUGAUGAUGAAACAACAAAUGUCCUUCGAACGAACUUGUAA